UUGUCUAAAGAAUGCCCACUUAGUUCCCAGAGAUGUGUUUUGGAAGAGAUGAGAAGGAAAGCUCUGAGCCGACUGCAGUCGUAUUGGCUGCCUCAGUUCUUACACUGCUGUAAAUCCUGGUUGUGGCGUGUGCCUGAAUGUCAACCCAUUGUAGAGAAAUACACGUCUUUUUCCUCUCCUCCUGUUCAAUCUCCCUCCUCACGUGAGCGUGAACAGAGCAACACGAAUCCCACGCCGAGUCCUGCUAAAUCCUACUGCAGUAAACGCAGCAAGCUGCACCUGUGGAGCUCACACAAGCCAAACACAGAGCGUUUACAGUCAAACAGCAUCUGCUUGUGGCUUCAUCCAGCCAGUCAGGAAGAUCCAAAGGGUUCCCAGUGUUCAAACAUAGCACAUCGUUCCCAAGAACUGCAUAGAAAUACAGACUGCAUCCAGCCCUCAGAGAAUAUGAAAGCUAUUGUCCAUCACACAUGUGUCCAAACACCAGGGUGUCAGAUUCCCUGCUGUGUAAACAUUCAUGCUCCACCAUCAGAUCUCCACUGCUAUCUGCAGCCGGCCCUGUCUGCCGAGGGUCUAGCUGGAGGUCCUUUUAGGUCUUAUCUCAGAGCCCAAGGCCUGGUGGAAAAACAGCAGAUGCUUGAUCUGUUGGAGGAGCUUGACUUUUUCCUCCUGCUGGCUCUGAAAGCACAAGGAGAAGAUCCAGUCUGUGCACAGAGACAGACUGUGGCCCAGCGGAUAACAGAGACGUACCUUAAAGAGACCAUGCCGUGCUGUGUAUGUCUGGAUCCAAACACCAGCCAGCAGCUGCGUUCUCUUUUACCAUCCAGCGCGGCUGUGCCAUGGAUUUACAUGGCAAAAUAUGAAAUAUGCAAGGAACUACAAGAAACUUAUGACUCAUUUUUAGAUGCAGAGGACAAAGCUCUGAUGUCUCACCUGAGUUCACGCAGUGAAGACUCUGCGCAGCUGCUGUUUUCUGGUUUCGAGACAGAAACAGAAGUUCAUCUCACACAGACGGAGGCUUUAGUGCUGUGUGAAGGAUGCUGCAGCCGUCUGGAUCCCGCCGAUCUGUCUCAGGACAGCUGGGCUUUUGUGGCCCUGCAAGACCUGCAGAAAGGAGGCUCACUUCUGCACAAGUACAACGUAAUCAAUGCAUCUGAGGAGCCAAAGCUCAUGACAGAGAGUGAUAUCAUAACACCCCUUGCUCAAGAUGUGCCCGUAUCUAAAGCCACGAGUCUCCAGGUGAAAACUCUCAAGAAGGACACCAUUAUUUAUGAAAAGCCAUCUACAAAACCCAGGUCAUUUGAAGAGGCCAUCACAACAACUCAGUACAUGAAUCAUUUCAAACAGUUUCUGCAAGAGCAUGGUGCGGAUGGAGCGUUGCUCUUCAUACAGGAAGCCGAAGCUCUGCGCACUGUUGAGCGCAAACGACAGAAGGCUAAAAUCCGUGCCAUUGUAGACAAAUUCUUUCGACGAGAAGAUCCUAUGGAUUACCUGCAGUGCAGCGCUGACAUCAUCACCAAUGUGACGCAGAUGGGCACGGUUCCUCCUGACAUCAUAUACACCAUUCAGCAUCUGGUUGCCAAAUCCCUAGAGGCCACAUGGUUCAAACAAUAUCAGGAAUCGUUUUCUACUUGUUCUAUUGAUUCAUCUGAACUGAGCGUAAGAGGACCAUUGAUGAUGGACCUGAAGGCGAACACGUGGGAGACAUUAGGGAGGUUCAUUCGCAGUGUGUCGAAAUUUUUAGCCGCCAUAGAGAAGCGUGAGAUCAGAGCUGAGUUUGAAGAGUAUCUGAUGCAGAACUACAAGCACUUCUCAGAGCCUUGUGUGGUUCGCGCCAAGGCCCAGCAGACCUCCGAUUUAAACACCGAUGGAGAAAAGUUUAAACCUAAAAUACGAUACAUUUUCAACAAAACGGUGAUAGUGGACUUUUUAGUCAAUGAUCUUUCCUUCUACAUGGAGUGUGAGAGGUUCAGGCAUUUGGCAGACGCAGGCGAUGUGAUGGCAUCAGAGGGCUUGUAUAGUGAGACUGAUUAUGCCAUGCUUCACCAUAAAGCUGAGCUGAUCAUCAACAUAUUUCUCCAGUCAGAUCUCUCACCAAAGCUCUUGAUCAACACAACUGAGGCUCAGAAAGAUGCUAUACUGCAGCGCUUUGCCUCCGGGAAGGUGGACCGCACACUCUUUUAUCUAGCUAUGAUGGACGUGUUUCCAGGUCUCAUCUUCUGCUGGAAAAGGUUUUGUUGUCUAAAGGUGAUGAAUCAAUUCUACCCCAAGAAAGCACUGAAGAAUCAAGCUGUGAAAUCUCGUCCUGCAGAACAGCGUCCUUUAAACAUCCAGCAGAUCAAGACCGUCAGAUCAAAUGAAGUUAAAGAUGCCAUCCUGCGUUUCUCCGCUCAACACGGCCUCACGCUGCUGCUGCCGCAGACUCCACACAACCAGACAACUUCUCCUUCUGCCAGAUAAAGGACAUUAAAGCAGCUGCUUCAGACUUGUGCUCUUCAUUGUGAGUGUGUGUGCAUGUUUUUCUGAUUUGUGAGGACACAAAUUUGUAUAAUGACAUGGGUAUUACACUGGUAUUAUGACGUAAACAUGAAAUAUGAGGACAUUUCAUGAGUCCUCAUAUUUAAAAUAGCUUUAAAAACAUACUAAACAAUGUUUUAUUAAAAAUGUAAAAAUGCAGAAUGUUUUCUGUGAUGGGUAGGUUUAGGGGUAGUGUAGGGGGAUAGAAUGUACAGUUUUUACAGUAUUAAAAUCAUUACGCCUAUGGAAUGUCACUUUGAUAGCAAAACAAACCUGUGUGUGUGUGUGUGUGUGAGAGAGAGAGAGAGUUUCUUGACGUAUGAACCCAACAUUGCUUUAACCCUGUUUCUCCAUAACAUGAUUAUUAUCAUUAACUAAAACUGAAACUAAAACAAAAAAAUGUUACAUUAAUUUAAAUGGUAGAGACAUUUCUUUUCUUUUUUUUUUUCAUUUAGUUUAUCUUGAACUACUAAAAUAACUAAAACUAACUGAAAAACUAUACAGACUUUUUUUUCUAAAAAAUAAUAAAAAUGUCAAAAACAACAAAAUUACUAAAACUAUAACUAAAAUUAAAAUAAAAACAGAAAAAAACUAUUCAAAAUAUUAGUUGUGGUUUGCUAUUGUUGGACCUCAUGUGAGUGACAGGUUGCCCCACCCUCGUCAUCAGAUAUGUUGCUGCAAGAGGGAGGUAAUCUUGAUUCAAGAUUACCGGCACAUGAAUUUAAAGCAAUA
Ctenopharyngodon idella (grass carp) is the source of this 3249-nucleotide messenger RNA. RefSeq names its product regulator of G-protein signaling protein-like. Bases 49 to 2460 code for a protein of 803 amino acids. The transcript has 14 exons. Lineage: Eukaryota; Metazoa; Chordata; Actinopteri; Cypriniformes; Xenocyprididae. The record is from RefSeq and is a predicted model, not a curated record.